This is a messenger RNA of Colletotrichum orchidophilum, 2073 nucleotides long. RefSeq lists its product as uncharacterized. The transcript has a single exon. The coding region runs from base 1 to 2073 and encodes 690 amino acids. The record is from RefSeq and is a predicted model, not a curated record. NCBI's taxonomy places the organism in Eukaryota, Fungi, Ascomycota, Sordariomycetes, Glomerellales, Glomerellaceae. Gene Ontology annotation, molecular function: protein binding.
AUGCGCCCGAUCAAGGCCACGCGAUGGAGGGCGGUGAGCCGCAACUCCGACAAAGUUUCCAUCCUCACCCUCCUCGGCAUCUCAGAGCUCCUCAAGCUCCGCGGGAAAUGGUCCAUGGCCCUGCGCCUCGGCACCUUUGCCCUCCGUCAGUCGCAAGGCUUGGGCACGCUGACCGAGGGCCUGGCCCUGCUGAGCGUCGGCCACGCCUACCGCAACCAGACCCCCGAGGACUGGAUCUCGGCCCAGCACCACCUGCGCAUGGCCAAGCUGCUCCUCGAGGGCCUGCCGCCCAACGAGGACCAGACUUUUUACCUCAUGCGCGCCGUCCUGCUCCUCGGCGACACCCUCGUGCGCCGUGAGGACCUCGGCGACAUUGCCGAGGCCGAAGAGCUGGCUCACCUCGCCGAGCGCCUGCUGCGCCAGAGCCGCGAGGGGCGGCCGGGCAGCGGCGGCAGCAGCAGCGGCAGCAGCCGCAGGAGGUCGUUCCGCUGGACCCUCUUGACGGGCUCGUGGCGCGACUUUUGCCUGCACUCCAUGGUCGAGCUGGGCGAGAUCUACUACUACACGAGCCGCUGGGCCGAGGGGGAGAAGCUGCUGCGCGAGCUGGUCCCGACGCUGGUGCGGCGGAGGGGGAAACGCCACGUCACGACGAUUGAAGCGCAGCGCGACCUGGCGAGCAUGCUCGUCAACCAGGACAAGUACGAGGAGGCCGAGAUCGCCUACCGCAUCGCGCGGGACUGGAACGAGGAGGUGCCCGUCUUUGGGCACGAGGAGAAGGCCGCCAUUGACUACAACAUUGCCAUGUGCCUGUCGGAGCGGGGGAGAGACGACGAGGCCCGCGUCGAGAUUGGCAACAUGGACCUGGCCGCCGACCUCCUGCACUACGCCAACGGCGAGUGGACGCUGAAGCUGGCGCGGCUCACGAGCCUGCGGCUCAAGAGGUACGACGAGGUCAUUGGUCUCUGCCGGCGGUUCCAGCGGGUGCUGGACGAGCACCGGGCCCGGUUCGGCCUCUGCAGCACCGUGACGCUGCGCAACAUGGAGGACCACGUCACCGCCCUGAAAGCCUUGCGGCGGUGGGACGAGGCCGUCGUCAUCCUGCGCGACAUGUGCCGGCGCGAGGCGGGCGACGUGACGCGCGUGGUCGAGCAGACGCUCGAGACGCGGCUGAACCUCGCGCACACGCUGCGGUGCGCGGGGCACCACGAGGAGGCGGCCUACGAGUACCGCAAGUGUCUCGAGAUUGAGCGGGCGGCGUCGCACGACUUCCAGGACGAGGCGCAGAUACGGAAUAUACUCAAAUACCUCGCGUACCUGUACGAGCGCGCCGGGGACAAGGCGAACGCGCUGAUUGCGUACGCGCAGCUGCAGAGGGAGUACUGGGGCCGGCCGAGCCACCAUGGGAAUUUUGUAAAGUACGAGUGGUGCCGGGGCAAGAUGUUUAUGUUGCAGGGCCGGUGGGAGCACGCGCUCAAGCUGCUGCUCGGCGCGCUCGCUGUCAAGAGGGGCAUCGAGACGGCCGUGUCCAUUAUUACGGGGUUGCCGAUUGCGGCAGUGCAUGCCAUGCAGCCCGGGCGGAGGGUGCCCGAACCGACGCAGCAGGAGAUAUUAGAGGUCGACGAUGAAAUGGACGAAGAGGAGGAGGAGGAGGAGGACCGGGACCAGGACCAGGAUCUCAAGGGGUUAGAAAAAGUCGAGACGAGCGGCCACCAGGUUCAGGUUCAAGAGCUGGUAGAUUCUUCCUCCUCCGACGACGAAGAGGAUCACCAAUUGGCAUCGUGGGACGAGGUCGACUGGUGGGAGGAGGUCAUCAAGGACGCCGUGGACGCGGUGCGGCGCGAGGAGCCCUUUCAGGCCUGCACGCCGCUCGACGAGGCCGACUCGGAGGUUGACGACGAUGACGAGGUCGAGGAGACGGUGGACGCCGUCCUCACGAUGAAGAGCGGAUAUCCCGCCGUGCCUGCGGACGACGAGUGGUCGCAGCCGCAGUGGCCGCGGCUCCCGGACACGUACGAGGAGCUGGUGAUCCAGCAGCGGAGCGUUGUGGAAGAGAGUAGGCCGUGGGUGCCGUGA